AUGGUUGCAUUUUCCAAUCUUCUAAUCACAUUCUCGGCAGUUUCUGCCUCACUCGCCACUCCGAAUUCCAUUCUCCCAAAGCGGAGCCCAAUGGAUUUUAUUCUUCAACGCAACCAAAGCCCUCUUAAUGAUCGUGCAACACCAAUUUACCAAAAAGAUUAUAAGACUGGUGAAGAUGUACUCUACAUACCAUCCGAUAGUUCUUUCACUGUAGAUUGGUCGACUGAGGAUGAUUUUGUUGUCGGUCUUGGUUGGACAACUGAGUCUACCAAUCCCUUAAACUUCAGCGGCACCUUUGGUAUGGAAUCCGGCAGGUCCGAAGACUCACUCGUAGAAUACUACAUCAUCGAGACCAGUGCUUUUCCUCCUAGCUUCAGAAUCAUAAAAGGCAGCGUCACGAGCAACGGAUCAAGCUAUACUAUCUGGGAAAACCAACGUGUUAUUGAGCCGUCUAUUGUGGGAACGACUACUUUUAAUCAGUAUAUUUCGGUGCGAUCUUCUUCGUGCAAAAGUGAGAAUGUUACUGCUCGGACGGCGCUGAGUAAGAAUUUGGGGAGUCUUAAUUAUCAGGUUUUGGCGGUGGAGGGGUGA
This is a messenger RNA of Botrytis sinoallii, 591 nucleotides long. RefSeq lists its product as uncharacterized. The transcript is spliced from 3 exons. Gene Ontology annotation, molecular function: hydrolase activity, hydrolyzing O-glycosyl compounds. Gene Ontology annotation, biological process: xylan catabolic process. Lineage: Eukaryota; Fungi; Ascomycota; Leotiomycetes; Helotiales; Sclerotiniaceae. Bases 1 to 591 code for a protein of 196 amino acids. The record is from RefSeq and is a predicted model, not a curated record.